Molecule: messenger RNA, 468 nt
Organism: Haliotis rubra (blacklip abalone)
Lineage: Eukaryota; Metazoa; Mollusca; Gastropoda; Lepetellida; Haliotidae
Product: putative mediator of RNA polymerase II transcription subunit 15
Exons: 2
Coding region: 1-468 (155 amino acids)
Source: RefSeq, a predicted model, not a curated record
AUGAAAGCUGGCCUCCAGAUCCCUGAGACCCUCCUUGUUCAAGUCAUUAUCAAUGGCUUGCAGCCUCCUUUGAAGGGAUUAGUCAUUCCCCAUGAUCCACAAUCACUAGAGACAUUAUCACUUCAGGUAAGACUGGCUGAAGCUGCUCUUCAAGCCACCCAGGAUGCCACCCCAUCCAUAUCAUCCGGGACAUAUCCUGGGGUUGACAACGAUCAACUGGCCACCAUCGCUGCUCUGUUGACAACACAACAGCAGCAACUUGACAAGUUGACUGCUCAGAUGGCCCACGAUCUCCUGAGGCAGAAUGUCAACACAUAUGUCAACCGUGAUCAGUCCCACCAGCCCGGAGUCAACACACGUCGUUCUGCCCAGCCUCUGCAGCAACAACAACGGCAGCAACAACAACGGCAACAACAACAACAACAACAACAGAGGAACAACAACAGACAAACCUCAGGCACACCUUAA